AACAGUGAAUUUCACCGACCCCAUCGAUUACCCUGACGUCCUUCCCGCCAUUCCAUCUCUCCCUCCCUAUUCAGAGUUCAGAUAUGCUCAUUUGCUUCGCCAUCAAAAAUUCUUCUCAACCAAACAGAAAAAUUAGGGUUUCUGUUGCCUCCCGCCCCCAAUUGGCAAAGCCCAGCGCCAAAUCUCUCUGAAUUCCCUCUGCCAUUUGAACAACCAGGAUGGCGAAUUCCAGCCAAGAUUUCUCUCAAUUGAACAUUUCUGAAGAGGAAAAGGACAAGCUUGUAGCGGAAGUGAUCCGCUACGUGCUUUUUAAGACGCACCAGAACUCGGGGUGCCCGAUCAAGAGGGAUGAGCUUACUCAGAUAGUGACUAAAAACUACCACCAGCGUUUGCUUCCUGCUUUGGUGAUUAAUGAGGCCAUAGCCAAACUCUCGAGCAUUUUUGGGUUUGAGAUGAGGGAGCUUCAAAGAUCUCGUCCUUCCUCAACGAAUCAGCAAAGUGUUGCUGAUGCUAAAUCCUAUGUUCUCAUCAGUCAACUGCCUGCUGAUGUGUACAGGAAAUACAUUGAUGAUGUAAAUACAGCUCAUCUGACUGGUUUUACAUUUGUGGUAAUUAGUAUCGUGCACCUUGCUGGAGGCAAAAUCCCAGAGGAACAUCUUUGGCAUCACUUGAGGCGGAUGGGAUUACAUGAAACUGAUGAAAGCCAUCCUGUCCUUGGAAACAUCAAGCAGGCGUUGGAGACGCUUGUCCAGCAAAGAUAUUUGCAGAAAGACAAAGUUAAUGGCCCUGAAGGUAAUACUUUGGUUUAUGAGCUUGCUGAGAGAGCUUUAGAUGGCCCAGUUUGUGACAGCAUUAAAGAGUACAUAUCACAGAUUGUGAAAAAGGAAGUUGCCAGUGUGGAAAUUGACUGAGAUGAUUUCCUAGAGUUAAACUCAAGCAACUAAAUGGAGUAGAUGAUAUAAAGUUUGCUUGUCAAUGAGGAAGCCAGGAAGCUUAAGCAAGGAAGACAGAAGAAAGUAGUUUACAUUGCACAUUCUGUUUUGGUUGUUUUCUUUUGCACUUGUAUUGGAGGUUGCACAUGGGGGUCUUGCAUUACCUAAGUAGCAUUGUUUUUUAAGUAAAUGAUUAUCUAACCACUGUAUUCUGUAGCUAAUCUAUAAUUUUUAUAUUUUUCUUUAGAUGUAGGCAUAUAAAACAAUCUGAAUUUCAAUUUAAA
Molecule: messenger RNA, 1216 nt
Organism: Hevea brasiliensis (rubber tree)
Lineage: Eukaryota; Viridiplantae; Streptophyta; Magnoliopsida; Malpighiales; Euphorbiaceae
Exons: 7
Coding region: 219-911 (230 amino acids)
Cellular component (GO): nucleus
Source: RefSeq, a predicted model, not a curated record